AUGGCGUCUCAAAAACAUGUCGCUGAGGUGCCUCGAACCAUUCUCCCUCGCCUUACAUGGAACAGUUCAUCAUCUCGCCCCGCCCUCUCCGCACACCACCCCACGCUCACAGCCAAACAACGACAGCAAUAUAUUCAAGGCUGGAGUCCCCUCAACCGACAGGUCCACACUCUGAAUUUAUCAUAUCAGCCUUCAAGAGGCUAUUCCACGUCCAUCCGGGACAAUCGUCCAGCAUCCACAGUUGUCCGUCACAUCUCCGGUUCCGUCGCGAGACGCCCAUCGCCGGAGUCCCUCGGUAGCCCCGUUCGACACAAUGGAGUCUAUGUCGCAACAUUCAAACCAGCUCAGCGGGCCUUCCAUGCGACACCCGUUCGAGCUGAUGACCAUCACUUCGAUACCCUGAAGUUUGUGAAGCGGCUGCAAGAUGAGGGAUUCAGCGAGGAACAAGCCGUAGCCAUGAUGCGUGUCUUGAAUGAUAUCAUCCAGGAGUCCAUUCAAAAUCUCACAAGAACUAUGGUCCUCCGAGAAGACUCGGAGAGAUCAACCUACACCCAAAAAGUUGACUUCGCUAAACUCCGCUCCGAUCUCCUUAAUACCGACUCAACCGAGGCUCAGCUCACUCGUUCUUCUCAUGAAAAGAUCUCAGCCGAUCUCGCCAAACUGAAUUCACGCAUGAGGGAUGAGAUUGGAAGGACACAGGCGUCAGUUCGUUUGGACUUGAAUCUUGAAAAGGGUCGAAUUCGCGAGGAAGCCAACGGACAAGAAAUGCGAAUUAAGGAAACGGAAACACGCAUUGAGCAGGAAGUGGCUGGUUUAAGGGAACGAGUCGAGGCUGUCAAGUUCUCUACGCUCCAAUGGCUGAUGGGUGUCUGUACCGGUACCGCGGCAUUGAUUCUUGGUGCCUGGAGACUGUUCAUGUAA
Messenger RNA from Penicillium angulare, 921 nucleotides. Its product is annotated as CCDC90 family protein. The transcript has 3 exons. The coding region runs from base 1 to 921 and encodes 306 amino acids. NCBI's taxonomy places the organism in Eukaryota, Fungi, Ascomycota, Eurotiomycetes, Eurotiales, Aspergillaceae. Gene Ontology annotation, cellular component: mitochondrion. The record is from RefSeq and is a predicted model, not a curated record.